This is a messenger RNA of Racocetra persica, 831 nucleotides long. Lineage: Eukaryota; Fungi; Glomeromycota; Glomeromycetes; Diversisporales; Gigasporaceae. The record is from the annotation of a GenBank genome assembly.
AUAAUAGUUCAGAACUUUACGGUUUUGGGGUUAUUAUAAAUCCAAGUUUUUAUCAGAGUAAUUUUCUAAAACUCUUAGAAUGGCUAAAUAACAACAGAGCAAAUAAUAAAGAAAUCGCCGAAUUGAAUCAAAAAAAUAAAGAUUUGGAAAAUCAAAUCGCCGAAUUGAAUCAAAAAAAUAAAGAUUUGGAAAAUCAAAACACCGAUUUAAAUCAAAAAAAUAAAAAUUUGGAAAAUCAAAACACCGAAUUAAAUCAAAAAGUUAAAGAUUUGGAAAAUCAAAACGCAAAAUUAGAACAAAAAAACAAUGCAUUACAAAACCAAAUUAAAGAUCAAGAAAACAUUUUUCAAAAACUGAAAAAAGUCGAACAACAAGUGGAACAAUGCUUAACCGUGUUGCGUACUGAAGUUAAUAAAGACACUACUUUGGAUCAAAAAAUGAAUGAACUUGUCGAACUAUGUAAAGAAUUUGGAAAAGAACUACCAAACUUUAGAAGCAAAAGAAAACCCUUUCAAACAAAAAUGUUAAAGAAUAAAAAAAAAAAUGACAAAACUGAAAGUUCAUAUAAAAAAAUGAAAUUGAAACAUAGCAAAAUCGAUCGUUGUAUGGAUCUACUAGGAAUCAAAGAAUUAACUUACGAACAAAAAAUAGACAAUUUGCUCUACGAAUGUUAUACAAGAAGAGAAGAAAGAAAAAAACAAGAAAAAUUUGACCCAAGAUAUUCUGAUUAUAUUAUCAGAAAAAUGCAAAGAUGUUUGUUUUAUCUUGGUGAUCAUGCUGCUUAUUAUAAUGAUAGAGAAGAAAAGCUUUUGGAAGAGAUUCUCGAAGAAU